AGUUUAUUAAGUAAUCAGUAACCAAGCUAAUGUUUAUAGUUUAUCAUGGCGACCUUUUCUCAAAAUAAUUCCUGCCGUAAGUAUUUCUUCGAUACCAUUCUAUCUUUAUUAUACUGUGGAGCUUUUGAAGUUAACCAUAUUAAGAGUCUCUGUACAAUAAAUAUUCCUGAUAAAGAAAUUAGUAAGACUUAGCCCAUGCCGCAGAUUUGUUAGUAAAGGGUGAAAGGAGUGAUUUUAAUGAAUGGAACAAAAGUUAUUUUCAUAUAAAUAGCCUAAAAUCAGUGAUUAAUCCCACAGAAAUGACAAGUGAAGGCGAAGAGAAUAAUAUGGACUUAGAAUUGGAUGGUGGUGAAGGCGAAGAGGAAUACUUCGAUGGUGAUGAGAAUGGAAUUAACGAGGAUACGCGUUUCGACGAAACUAUCGGUUCAAUAGAGGAUAUCGUAAUGGACGAAAAAUUCCAAACUAUGCAGAAUACUUUCCUUGAAAAAUAUUACAUGGAAUUUGAAAAUACUGAAGAAAACAAAUUCAUUUACACAGAUAUACAUAAAGAAUAUUGUGAAUUAAUAGAAAAACAUAUCGAAACCGAACUGCAGAUUAGAAUUCCAGAUUUCCAAAUGGAUGAAUUUGCAAAGGAAUUAGAAAAUAGAAAAGAUGAGUUAGAUGGUGAAAUAUUUGAAAUGCUACUUACUUUUAGCGACUUUAUGAUAUUUAAGGAGAUGUUUCUAGAUUAUAAAUCCGCUAAAGAAGGUAAUACGGUGGAUUUAAGUUCCGGCAUCUGUAUAAGACAUUUUGGAUCAGAAAUUGAGCAACUCUCGCCCAUGAGUUCCUUAGAUUUCACUUUAUCACCAACCUCAUGACUUAUCUGCUCCCACUGAAAGGCUUUAACCACUUUUCUCGAGCAUUUACAGAAUGAGUUUAUGCUGUGAUAUAUUAACUAUUUGUUUUUUUAAUCAUGAUUUAUAUAAUGUAAAAAUUUAGCAAACGAAAUUUUCAGCAGGCCUACAAUUCCAUGAAAAAAAUGCCUAUAUUUAAACACGCGUCCAUAUAAUAGACCAGAGGAAGGUUUUAUUCUUUUUUUUUUAUUUCUAAAGCAGGAAAUUUUUUUUUUUUCACUGAUGGAGAAUAUCAAUUUAUUGAAGGAGGGAAGGGGUUUAGGGUAAAUAGGUGUAAAAAAAAUAACAUAAUAUCUAUAAUAAUAUUAAUAUAGCAGAGAGAAAGUGAUGGAAAGUAUUUUGUAUAUUUUUUUUUUUACACAAUGGGAUAGUUAAAUAAUUAAUUUAUAUACACAAUUUACCAGAAAAAGAACUUGAUAAAAAGAAAAACAUACAUCGGUGUCUUUUUUUUAACGGCAAAAACCGAUAAAAAUUUAAAAGUAUAUUUAUUAAAUAUUCUUUUUCUUUUUUAUAUAUAGAGAUUUAAAAAUUCAAUAUGUAUAUAUGGGAAUGCUAAUUUUUUCUUUUUGCCGCU
Messenger RNA from Dimorphilus gyrociliatus, 1467 nucleotides. The record is from the annotation of a GenBank genome assembly. Lineage: Eukaryota; Metazoa; Annelida; Polychaeta; Dinophilidae.